Molecule: messenger RNA, 335 nt
Organism: Perkinsus marinus ATCC 50983
Lineage: Eukaryota; Perkinsozoa; Perkinsida; Perkinsidae
Product: malate dehydrogenase, putative
Exons: 1
Cellular component (GO): cytoplasm
Molecular function (GO): L-malate dehydrogenase (NAD+) activity
Source: RefSeq, a predicted model, not a curated record
AUGUCGACUAAGGUUGCCUUGCUCGGUGCUUCAGGUGGUAUUGGUCAGCCGCUGGCUCUGUUGUUGAAGAUGAACCCAAUGAUUACCGAGUUGGCUUUGUACGAUAUUCCUCAAGCUCGUACUCCUGCUGCCGGUGUUGCUGCGGAUGUAAGUCACAUCAACACACCCGCCCAAGUGAAGGGCUACGCUGGUAUGGAGGAGAUCGAGGCGGCUCUCAAAGGCUCUGACGUUGUCAUCAUUACUGCUGGGGUUCCUCGCAAGCCUGGUAUGACCAGGGAUGAUCUCUUCAGUAUCAACGCGGGUAUCGUCCGCGACCUUGCUAAGGCUAGUGCUCA